This is a messenger RNA of Strongyloides ratti, 432 nucleotides long. RefSeq lists its product as hypothetical. The record is from RefSeq and is a predicted model, not a curated record. Lineage: Eukaryota; Metazoa; Nematoda; Chromadorea; Rhabditida; Strongyloididae. The transcript is spliced from 2 exons. The coding region runs from base 1 to 432 and encodes 143 amino acids.
AUGAAAUUUAUUUGUGCUACUGGAUUACUUAUUAAUAUAUUAAUUCAUGGAAACAUUUGUGAUGAAAAGUUUAAUGAUGAUGGUAGUGCAAUAAUAAGAAUCCCAAAUUCACGUUCACAAGGUUUUAUUUAUAAUCCUGUUCUUCCUGACAAUAAAAAAGUUAAAUAUUUUCCUCCACCAGAAAUUCCAACAGUUCCAAAAGAACUUUGGGAUAUAAUAAGUAAACCAAUAAAACGUGAACCACCUAAACUUAUCAUUAGAACAGAUGUAACUGAGGAAGAAUUUAAUAAAUUUGCCGAAGAACCUUUUGUUAAAUCAACAAAUAUUGUAAAAUCUAAUAAUGAAAUUGUAAAAGAGACAAAAACUCAAAUAUCUCCAGUAAAUUUUUCUAUUCAUAAAUUAGAGUCUCAGAUUAAAAUAAAACGUAUAUAA